AGAUCAGCAAAAGCGGGUGGAAAGUUGAUGAUCUUUGGUCACUUCUUCCAGCCUCAAACCAAGUCAAGUGAUCUUUUCUUCUCAGCUGAUUAUUAAUGUAAAAGAGGCAUCAACUGAAUUUUCAAGACCCUUCUGAUAUUACCUAUAUCCACUAUGCCUCCUCCUGGUACCUCCGCCAUUUGGAUCCUGUGCCUACUUGUGGGUGUUUCCAGUCAAUAUUCGCCAACUCCGCUGUCUCUUGAGGAGAUUUCUGAACUGUCACAGACAUUAGACCAGGAGCAGGCUGGCCACAUUGUGCAGCUGGAUACAAACCUACAGAACGAUAGCGGCAACGACUCCAAAGAAAACUAUGGGAGAAUGCCGCCACCGCGCCAACCACCUCCUUGUCUAUCCCGCUUCAAAAUCAAGCACGCCUUUAAAUAUGUCACAACAAUACUGUCCUGCAUUAUCUUUCUGGUGGGGAUCGUAGGAAAUUCCACACUCUUAAGAAUCAUAUACAAGAACAAGUGCAUGAGGAAUGGACCCAACGUCCUCAUCGCCAGCCUGGCACUGGGCGACCUGUUCUACAUCCUUAUCGCUAUUCCCAUCAAUAUUUAUAAGCUGCUGGCAGGGAACUGGCCAUUCGGGGUGUAUGUCUGCAAGCUGUUCCCCUUUAUCCAGAAGGCAUCUGUUGGGGUCACGGUGCUCAGCCUUUGUGCUCUCAGCAUAGACAGAUAUCGUGCGGUGGCCUCCUGGAACAGAAUUCAGGGCAUUGGAAUCCCAGUGUGGAAGGCCAUAGAACUCACCCUGAUCUGGGCAGUUGCCAUCAUGUUGGCAGUCCCCGAAGCCAUUGCCUUUGACUUGGUCAAGUUGGAGUUAAGAGAUCAAACCAUUCAAGUGUGCAUGCUGCCUCUGGAGCAGUCGUCCAGAUUUAUGACGUUCUAUCAAGAAGUGAAGGUCUGGUGGCUUUUCGGUUUCUACUUUUGCUUACCCUUGGCUUGCACUGGAGUCUUCUACACCUUGAUGUCCUGUGAGAUGUUGAGCAUGAAGAAUGGGAUGAGGAUUGCACUUAAUGAUCACAUGAAACAGAGGAGGGAGGUGGCUAAGACAGUGUUCUGUCUGGUGGUGAUCUUUGCGCUGUGUUGGUUGCCUCUUCAUGUUAGCAGCAUACUGAAGAAAACGGUGUACGACGGAACUGAUCCACAUAGAUGUGAGCUGCUCAGCUUUUUCUUGGUUGUGAAUUAUAUCGGCAUCAAUAUGGCCUCGCUGAAUUCCUGCAUCAACCCAGUGGCUCUCUACUUUGUCAGCAGAAAAUUCAAAAACUGUUUCCGGUCUUGCCUUUGCUGUUGGUGCCACAGGCCAAAUCUAGCCAUCACACCUAUGGAUGAGAAAGGUUCUGGAGGCAAGUGGAAAGCCAAUGGCCAUGACCUGGUCCUGGAUCGGAGCAGUUCUCGUCUUUCAAACAAAUACAGCUCUUCCUGAAGACAAAAUAAGAUCACAUCCCCGUAUCUAAUGGACGUAGGUCCCCUUUUUCUACCUUAGUGCUCAAAAGGUUCUUCAAGCUCCAGUACUGUGAGGAUCCAAUUUCUCCUGGACCACCCCCUCAGACUGCACCCUUACAAAGACUGUAAGAGAACCCAUACUUCAUUGUGGUAACAAGCUGCCAAGCUUAUAUAAAUCAGGCAUAAAUCCCGAGUUUUGGCAUACAAUUGGAACUGUCCA
Molecule: messenger RNA, 1701 nt
Organism: Bufo bufo (common toad)
Lineage: Eukaryota; Metazoa; Chordata; Amphibia; Anura; Bufonidae
Product: endothelin receptor type B-like
Exons: 8
Coding region: 154-1461 (435 amino acids)
Biological process (GO): enteric nervous system development; G protein-coupled receptor signaling pathway; vasoconstriction
Cellular component (GO): membrane
Molecular function (GO): endothelin receptor activity
Source: RefSeq, a predicted model, not a curated record